This is a messenger RNA of Coregonus clupeaformis (lake whitefish), 4087 nucleotides long. Its product is annotated as vasorin-like. The transcript has a single exon. Lineage: Eukaryota; Metazoa; Chordata; Actinopteri; Salmoniformes; Salmonidae. The record is from RefSeq and is a predicted model, not a curated record. Bases 79 to 2157 code for a protein of 692 amino acids. Gene Ontology annotation, molecular function: protein binding.
AUCUCUUUCUAUAGCUGACCUUGUCCUUGAUCUGUCGUUUCAGGCUGAAAGAGGAGAGAGAGUGACUCCAGCGGCACCAUGAAGACCUUCUUCCUCCUUCCGCUGACACCCUUCCUCCUUUUCCUCUUGCUUCGGCUACCCGGCAGGACUCUGGCCAGCGACUGUCCCCAGGACUGCUCCUGCUCCACCCCAGAAUCCAUCUUCUGUUUCCAGCGCCGCUCCGCCACCAUGCCCCACGGUGUCCCGGCACCCACCAAGAACCUCUACCUCUUCGCCAACGGCAUCGAGACCCUGGCGGAGGAGGACUUCGUGGGGAUGGAGAGCCUGGAGAUGCUGGAUCUGAGUCAGAACAAACUCACCAAACUGCUCGACCGGGUGUUUGAGCCUCUGACUUCCCUGAGGAACUUGGACCUCUCAGCCAACCAGAUCACCCAUCUGUCAGAGGAGAGCUUUGCGGGCAUGGCCCUGCUGGAGAGGCUGUAUCUCUACAGCAACCACAUCCAGACUAUUCACCCCGCCGCCUUCCAAGGCCUGGAGCAGCUGCUGGAGCUCAAGCUGCAGGGCAACCAGCUCACCUCGCUCCCUGCCCUAGCCAUGCCUAGGCUGCUGCUGCUGGACCUCCGCUUCAACACCCUCCCAUCCCCGGGGUCAGCCGACCUCCAGAUGCCCAACCUGGAGUCUCUGAAGCUGGCCGGCCUGGGCCUCAAAAGCCUGGACGAGGACCUGAUGGCCAGCCUGGGGAACCUCCAUGAGCUGGACAUCUCCGGCAACCAGUUAGGCUCCUUCCCCCUGGCGCUGAGGGAGGCCCGGGGCCUGAUCCACCUGAGCCUGGCCGGGAACCCCAUGGGCCCACUGACGCUGGAGGACCUGCAGAACUUGGGCGAGCUCCAGGAGCUGGACAUCAGCAACUUGAGUCUGCAGGGCUUGCCUGACGGGUUUGCACAGCUUUUCCCUCACCUGACUAAGCUGACGGUGGCCGAGAACCCCUUCAACUGCCUGUGCACCCUGGCCUGGUUUCCCGGGUGGCUCAGGAACCAGGGGGUGACACUGGGCAGGACGGAGGAGACCCGCUGCCACUUCCCUCCCCUCAACGCUGGGAAGGUGCUGGAGAGGCUGGAGCACAGGGAGUUUGGCUGCCCCACCACCACUACUGUCACAGCUAGCACAGUCAGAACCAGCACCACCAUGCCCCCUCCGGUCACCACCCUGCCCAGCACCACCCCAGCCAUCCCUGCACCCGGGCCCAGUGAGGAGGACACCUCAACUGGGACAGACAGCCAGCCCCUGCCCCCCGUCCGUGCCUCUCCCAGCAGCAGCAGCCAAGACCAAGAGGUGGACUUCUUCUGCCCCUCCCAAACCUGCUUGAACGGGGGCACCUGUCGGCUGGACAGGCAAGGCCACCUGGAGUGCACCUGCCCUCGUGGCUUCUACGGCACCUAUUGCGAGAACCGCCAUUACCCCCACCCUCCUCCCGAUCAGGAUCACAAUGACAACAACAACGACAUUUCCGCGGCAACCGUCACCGCCGACGCCCCCGACAUCAGCUCGCGCCUGGUGACCAGCUCCUCCAUCCUGCUGGACCUGCACCGCUACAUCGAGGCACGGCCCUACAUCCGCGGCAUCCGUCUAACCUACCGCAACCUGUCGGGGCCCGACCGGCGUCCCAUGCAGCUCAGCGUGCCCGCUUCCUACCCGGAGUACACCCUGAGGGGGCUGAGGCCCAACUCCACCUACACGGUGUGCGCCAGCCCACUGGGCGACCUCAACGGUGGGGACAGCGUCUGCAUGGAGGCCCACACAACGGCCCAGCAGCACACUGCCACGGGGAGGCAGGUGGAGGACAAGAGGCUGACCACCAUGCUGCUGCCGGCUCUGGCCAUCCUGCUGCUCCUAGUCCUGGUGGCAGCCGCCGUGGGGGUGGUGUGCUACAUAAGGAAGAAACGGGCCAAGGGGCAAAUGGAUCUGGACUGUGAGCCAGCCCAGCUGGAGCUGGAGGGAGUCAAGGCUGGUUUGGACAUUGGAGGGGGAAUGUCCCAAAAGCAGCCGGAGCCGGCUGUGGUUCAAAAUGGCGGCCUGGAGUACGAGGUGCUGCUAAUACAGGAUCAUUGCACGGCGAACAACAACAUGGCUCUCUCUCAUAAGCCCUCUUAUUUCUGACGCCUAUCUCUGUUGCUACUCAGACCUAGAGGGUAAGACUAUGUUCCUCUAGCUACUCCUUCCCUAACGAACUAGACACCAGCUUGAGUUGUUGGUGACAGUGGAGGAGAAAGAGAGAGGACCGGCCAGCCACGUGUCAGCAAUUGAGAAACUGAACAAAUAUUUCACUUACCAUGCUAUGUAAUGUUUGUGCAGACAUUAAAAUAAGGGAGCUUUUAAAAAAGUGCCUUUAUUCUUAUUUACACCCCUCCUGCUUUGUUUCUGCAAUCACAUUGCUGGACUGGCGCCCCGCGGCUCGCUACUGAACGCACCCACUCUCCACAGCAGGUCAAAGGUCAAGCGAGGCUGGGCCAGGCAGAGAGACACCAUCGGCUGGAGCCAAGGGUCAAAGUGACCUAAUCCCUGCUGUGUGUACUCUAAAAAGGGGUCUGCACUGAAAUGGGGGUGUAUUGCUGUGCCCCCCUUGUGAUGACUGAACUAUGUAAAAACAGAAUAAGCAAUUAUUUUGCUACGUAGCACCACAGCACUACCCCAGUGGUGCUUGCUGUGAAUGACAUCAGAGUCACCAAAUGAAGAUAACUUUUUUCAGUAAUUGAAAAGCAAGGUGCCUGACGUUUACCAUGCGUUGUUUAGGCUCUAUUGCUUAGUGAAGUUGUCAUUUUUUUGUUGUGUUUGUAAAUGUUUUUAUACUCUUGCUGUUGUUGUUUUUCUGUACAUACGUGACUGUUACCACCCUUCCAUCCCCCCCUAACUGCUUGUGAUUUAUCGGACAGACAAAACCCCAGAUUAAAAUCUUUGAAGAUUAAAACUCGUUUGUACCAGCGAUGUCAAUCAAAGGCUUUACCCUACGAAUGUCAGACAGUCUAAGUAGCUGUAAGUCUGGGCAGACUUUGAAACUAAAUCCCCUCUCCAUUCUCUGGCCCUCAACCCCAUCUCCCCUACACAAAACUCACUGAUGAACAAGAUUACAAGAAUUACAAAGGGAAGCAGUUGGCUGAAACCCUAACAUUUGUUUCUGUGCUGCAGCGAACUUCAAACAUCCCCCGAGCCUGCCUCAGUUAAAGAGAAGAAGGGGAAAAAAGAAACACUUACUUUCCAAAGGCUUUAUUUAUUGUUUAUGUCCCCAAGAGGGAACACAGUUAUUUCAAUAAACCGCAAUUCACAAGAACGCACUUGCUAGCCUAGCGUAGUCUAGCUUAGCCUAGCCUCAGAGAUAGAUGCUUGUGGAUUUCCCUCAGGCAGAAUUAGUCUCUACGGUGCUUUGUUGUGCACCAUUAACCGGUCUUUGGCAAAAGAGGGUCCCACGUCUUGCUCACUUGCAGCCAAGCAGACUAUGAAAAGUCCAAGCGUAGCGCAUAGUUUGAAGGUUUUAUAUAGGCUCUGUCUGGGACAAGGGACAUUGAGGACUUGUAUUUGGAAAAAAGCUGUACACCAAACUAGAAUAUGCUGAAACACCAGUGUUGAGAUUCAAAUCUCUGAAUGUGAAAACAGUCUAAGUAACUUUUAUGUGUCUGCCGCUAACCUGCCGGCCCUCAUGAGGAUCUCAGUGCCUACUACAGUAUGAAGAUCUCUGUCGGAAAACAGCUCAGUGAUAAUGUGGCAACAUGUCCCGUCUUGUGCACAGAGAGGCAGACAUCAAGUCACUCUCAUGCUUCAGUAGUACUGUAUCCCCCACUAAACACACACACACAAACACACAGAGAUACAUACACAUACACACCGCGCACACACACAUGCCCACCUACUCCGUCCACUACAUUUAAAGAGAUUCUCCAGUACUUUUGUAUAGUUUUUAGCCAGUAGUUCCGAAAGUAGCAUUCACGAGACAAAAGUGGUCCCUGCGCACUACGUCGCAUAUGUGCAGAUAUGUGCCACACUUAAUUUCUCUUUCUCGCUCUGCUGUGUGUGCAUCUUGCUAGCUGUUGCUCAA